AACGGCACUCGGCGCAUGCGCAGCGCGGUUCGCCCGUCCUGCAACCGCUCGGGUCUUACCGCGCACGCGCUCUAUCCUCACGCACGCGCAGCUCGGCCCGACUUGGCGCAUGCGCAGCGCAGCGCGCGGGCCAAGAUGGCGGCCAGGGGCGCCUCACGCUGGUUCGGGGUCGCCGCCGCCGCCGCCGCCGUGAGGAGCCGCGGGCCGAGGGACGGGCGGCUGCCGCUGGUCUGGAUCGUACGAGGGCUCCGGGAUGUACCCGGCACCGGCAACCGCCGCCUGCUGCAACCGGGAACCGGGACACAGCGCCACGGCCCACACCGCGCUCCUGCCGCCUGGUUCCAUGUCAGCUUGUCCCGCUCCAAGGAGGAUUACUACGAGGUGCUGGGGGUGCCACGCUCUGCCAGCCAGAAGGAGAUCAAGAAGGCGUACUACCAGCUGGCAAAGAAAUACCAUCCUGACACGAACAAGGACGACCCCAAAGCUAAGGAGAAGUUUGCUCAGCUGGCAGAAGCCUACGAGGUCCUGAGUGAUGAAGUGAAGCGGAAGCAAUACGAUGCUUAUGGGACGGCCAGUUUUGAUGCAGGUGCGACUGGUGCUGGUGCUGGGCGCCAGUAUUGGAGCAGUGGUCCAUCGAUUGACCCAGAGGAGCUGUUCAGGAAAAUCUUUGGAGAGUUUUCAGGCUCCUCCUUUGGCGACUUUCAGAAUGUCUUUGACCAGCCGCAGGAGUACAUCAUGGAUCUGACAUUCACACAAGCAGCAAAAGGCGUGAACAAGGAGAUUGUGGUGAACAUCAACGAUGCCUGCGAGCGGUGCAACGGGAAAGGAAACGAACCUGGUACCAAAGUGCAGCGCUGCCACUACUGCAAUGGCACUGGCAUGGAAACAAUAAACACUGGCCCCUUUGUAAUGCGAUCUACGUGCCGAAGAUGUGGAGGUCGUGCUUCCAUCAUAACAACACCAUGUGUGGUAUGUCGAGGAACGGGGCAAACCAAACAGAAGAAGACAGUGAUAGUUCCUGUGCCGGCUGGUGUUGAGGAUGGGCAGACUGUUCGGAUGCCUGUAGGCAAGAAGGAAAUUUUCAUUACCUUCCGGGUUCAAAAAAGCUCAGUGUUCAGAAGAAAUGGAGCAGAUAUCCAUUCAGAGCUCCUUAUUUCGGUAGCACAGGCUGUGCUGGGAGGGACAGCCAGGUGUCAAGGCUUGUAUGAGACAAUCAAUAUCACAAUACCACCUGGUAUUCAGCCAGACCAGAGAAUUCGAAUUAGUGGGAAAGGCAUUCCCAAGGUUAACAGUUACGGCUACGGAGACCACUACAUUCACGUGAAGAUAAAAGUUCCUCAGAGGCUGACGGAUCGCCAGAGAGCCUUAAUGAUGAGCUACGCUGAGGAUGAGACCGAUGUGGAGGGCACAGUGAAUGGAGUCACAAAUACAACAUCAGGGAAACGUUCAACUGGCAACUGAGAGCCAGCAGCAGCACGUCAUCUGAGCAGCUGGGGCUGAAUCCUGGCAGCAGGCAAUGGGGAGUGAAGGAUGUCAGUCAGUAGCACACCGAGAAUCCCAGCUGCAGAGGCCACGCCAACAACCAUCGUGAUACAGAAGCAACCCACUGUCCUAGGAAAUGGUAACGAAGGAAAACGCCAGCUUUGCAGUAAUGGGGAUAUUUCUUGAGGCUGCUCCAUGUCCUCACUGCCGCCAGAAAUGUUUAUUUGUUAAUAAUAGUAAGAAAUUGUUUAGAAUCCAAAGCAGUGGAAAUGUGAACUAAAGAUGGUCCAUCUUAGCACAGAGCAGUUUGCUGUAUGGAGCCUGAGGUUGCUGCUGCCCGCUCAGGUGCCCUUAUGGAUGCUAGAUGUGCUGUGCUGACUUGGCACCGUGUGUUUCUCCUGGGAGGUUUCAUUCAUCAGUGAUUCCUAACGUUGUCUUCAUGCCAUCUCCCUUUUGCUGGGCCUGUGGGAUCCCAGCAGCCCAGGCUUCCUCAGCAGCUCGGGGGCUUCUUAGUCCUGAUUUCCUGCAGUGAUGGAAUCUGCGCUUUGCCUCAGGUGUCCUCCCACACCCACCCCAAUUCACUGAAGUCACAACACAGACAUUAUUGCUGCUGAAGGGGUGGAAGUCAAUCACCAACCUCUCUGCCAGUUUGUCCAAACUACUUUAUUACAUUGGCACGACACCCGUAGCACAAAUGAUUGGUCAGAAAGUCACCGUCCCCACAUGGCUGAGAGCAGAGGGAAGUGGAUCGCUCCUUCCAGGCGGAGCUGAGCUCUUGCAGUAUGUUCCUGGUUAGUGUAGCCUGCUGUGUGCUGUGCUGUGCAGGUUCCAUCAGCCCACAAACUAAUCCAUCAGUUAAACAAGAACGUCGUAGUCUUGCCCUUAAUUUGCUGAAAUAAAGCACGCGUUGCCUCCUGAUUAAACUGUCUGUAAAGUGAUUCUGUAUUCAUGUAAAUAAGAUGGACUUGAUAAAGAUAUUUAACGUGU
Coturnix japonica (Japanese quail) is the source of this 2469-nucleotide messenger RNA. RefSeq names its product DnaJ heat shock protein family (Hsp40) member A3 (gene DNAJA3). Gene Ontology annotation, cellular component: mitochondrion. Gene Ontology annotation, molecular function: heat shock protein binding; protein kinase binding; ATP binding. Gene Ontology annotation, biological process: mitochondrion organization; protein folding; negative regulation of apoptotic process. Lineage: Eukaryota; Metazoa; Chordata; Aves; Galliformes; Phasianidae. The record is from RefSeq and is a predicted model, not a curated record.